Messenger RNA from Aureobasidium uvarum, 1053 nucleotides. Lineage: Eukaryota; Fungi; Ascomycota; Dothideomycetes; Dothideales; Saccotheciaceae. The record is from the annotation of a GenBank genome assembly.
AUGGCAGCCACACUAUUUGAUAUGGCACAACGUGCUUGUAUCAGAAAUGUCAUGGACAUGUACGACGUUGGCGAGCUACGAUACGAGACAAUCAGACCCGUCCUUAAAACCGUCACCAACCCAGCACAACUCGUAAGCACUCACCAAGAACUGAGGCUAUCUUAUGAUACUGACACAUUACCANNGCGACAAAUCGAAGAAGCCUCACCUCACAUCGCCGAGGACGACGCCGAACUCUGGCAAGCCUUUAUUAGAAGAGACAUAUCGAAAGCCGAAUCCAAGCUGCAAACCACACGACCAAAGAAUCCUUCUUCGUGGUGGAAGGUAUAUCGCAAACUGAAGAGAGAGGACGAAGCCGAGACUCAGGAAGCAGAAGACAGACUCAAGGCUGCUCUCAACAGACAUAAAGUUGACAAGGGAGCCAAGCAGACGCAUAUCGUACAUGCCGUUAUUCCUUCAGGCGAAAAACGUUCGGGUUGGAGCUCGGGACCUCGCGACAAACCUUUUGGUGACCGGGCGUUACAAAAUGCAAAGACGACAGCUCAAAAGAUCACUGUCCUCAAGCGUCAAACUGCACAGAGACAAGCAGGUCGCAGUGUCGCUCAGUCUGUUCCCAUGCAUCAACUGUCUCAACUCAGGGGCAAGGUCGCUGAAGCACCUGCACACAUGAUCCGCAACUACGUCCAAAAGCCAGGACCGUCGAGGCCACUUCCUGCUGUGCCUCAAGGUCAAGCAUAUAGACCGGUCUUUGCUCGCCAGCCACAGACUUAUGCUGAUCGUGCUCUCACGACUGCCAUCAACCAGACCAAACAAGAGCAAGAGGCCAAGGAGAGAAGACUUUUAGCUCUCACCAGUAGCUCGUCUGCGAAUAAACCUAGGCCAACUGCACCAACACCAGCGAGUAGGUCGUCAACAGCAGCAGCACCGCCACGGAGGGCAUCACCAGUUCCAGCGCAGAGACCACUGCCGGGGCAAACUUCUUCGACAUCUACAUUAGCGAGGAAAAGACCUGCAUAUGAUCCGUUCUUGCCUGCUAAGAAGAGACGAACUUGA